Saccostrea cuccullata (small rock oyster) is the source of this 660-nucleotide messenger RNA. Its product is annotated as tenascin-X-like. The transcript is spliced from 12 exons. Lineage: Eukaryota; Metazoa; Mollusca; Bivalvia; Ostreida; Ostreidae. The record is from RefSeq and is a predicted model, not a curated record. Bases 67 to 660 code for a protein of 197 amino acids.
AGUUUUAUAGAAAAUAAUCCCCAUCAGAUUCGUCAGAUCUUCGCUUCUCAGUACUAGGGAGAGAAGAUGAUAAAUCUUAUCCUUCUGUUAUCCCUUGUAUCCAGCGUUACUUCACAGUUGUGCUAUCCAUUUGUGCAGCAAGACUGUCCUUUAGGACAACGUUGUGAACAAGGAAUAUGUCAGCGUGAUAUGUGCUACACGGAUCUAGAUUGUCCUAUUUAUCCUUCAGAGCGUUGUGAAAAUGGAAGAUGUGUUCCAGAAACUCUUGAAUGUGGGGGGAGUUGCAUGUAUUUUCCAGGAAGCAUUUGCGAAAAUGGUCAAUGUGUAUGGCCACCUUCAGCAAGAUGUGAUGGAGGAGGUAACCUCCCUUGUUCUUCUGGGUACGUCUGUAGAAACGGGAUUUGCAGAAGAGAUUCUAUUCCAUGCAGAUCUAGGGAUUGCAGAAAUUACCCAGGAAGCAUUUGCGAAAAUGGUCGAUGUGUGUGGCCACCUUCAGCACUAUGUUAUGGAAGAGAUUACCUCCCUUGUUCUUCUGGGUACGUCUGUACAAACGGAUUUUGCGAAAGAGAUCGAGAAUGCACAUCUGAUUCGGAUUGCCCAGAUUCCCAUAGGGCAGAGUGCGUAAAUGGAAAAUGUCAACUAUUUACAAGUAUGUCAUAA